UGCGGCCGGGGCCCGGUGGACGGCGGCUCCCUGCCGGGGCGCCAGGGCGGCCUCUCCCAUCCCGUCCCUUCCCUUCCCUCCUCAGGGCGCGGCGCGCAAGGGUCCGCGGAGGAGGCGGCCCCGGGAUGGCGGCGUGAGGCGGCGGCGCCGCGCCGUGAAACAACCUGCCCAUCAGAGGAGCUGCUGGAGACUGUUCUGGAGCACAUCUGAUCACUGCUGCCACAAGGCCCCAACCAGCCAUCCACAAUGUACUGUCUUCAGUGGUUGCUACCUGUCCUGCUCAUACCCAAGCCCCUCAACCCAGCGUUGUGGUUUAGUCACUCAAUGUUCAUGGGCUUCUACCUGCUCAGUUUUCUCCUGGAACGGAAACCUUGCACAAUUUGUGCCUUGGUCUUCCUGGCGGCUCUAUUCCUCAUCUGCUACAGCUGCUGGGGGAACUGCUUCUUGUAUCACUGCACAGGAUCCCAGUUGCCAGAAUCAGCUCACGAUCCGAGCAUUGUGGGCACCUAGAAAACGAUAGUCUUCCAGUCUGCUGAGGGCUCUUGUUUUGCUUUUCAAAAAGGGUUAGGGCUAGGGAGGAGGGAGGGGGUGUUAGGCAUGUGACUGGAGUAAAGACAGCCUGUUUCCUGUAACUGUGUGUGGACUGGAGUGGCAAAUUCCUCCCACUCUGCCUGUGAAAUUCGACUUGUUUACUGUGUGAACUCUGGCAGCACCACCUGCUUUUUUAGAAGCAGAUAUCUUUUUUUUCCCCUCCUUCCCGUAUCACUGGGAAGGGACACCAGCUCCUCCUGACUGAGCACUGGUGCAGGACCGAACUGCUGGCCUCUGCCCAGCUGUGUGCAGUGGUGCAGUUCUGUGUCACUCACUUGUCUGCGUUAGGCCAUGGUGGUCUAACUCAGGGCUCUCAACCCUCUGAUUCUGCUCAAGUAGCUGCAAGAUUCUCUCCAUCUUUGUGUGGAGCCAGUCUUCCCACCUUGCUGCUGCAGGGCAAGCUCAACAGCUCAGAGAUGCACUUGGCCAAAAGCUGCUGAAGCCAGAGGCAGUUGAGUCACCUCCUCCUGCUCAGCCUGCCAAAGAGAUGCAUGCACUGCCAAAGUGCUUUCUGAACUACUUAUGCUCCAAGAUCAUAGCCUGAAAGCCUCAGUUAUGCUGCUGCUUUUAUAAAGCCUCACAGGUAGUGGAGACUGACUCUUUCCCUCCUAGAUUUCUAGGGUUUACCAAGGCUGAUAGGAUGAAUAACCAGUAUGCUGCAAGAUGCAGGGUUUUGAAAGCCACUGUGAACCUCACCCUGUAAAACUCAUGCUAGUCCAAAAGGCCAGGCAUGGGCAGGGCAAGAGAGGAUCCCAAGGUGGAGUCAUGGCUUGAAGCAAGAAAGUGCUUCAGCCAUUUUCAGUGUGUUUGGGCCAGGGGUGACAGAAAGUGCUGGUGCUACUGACUGGAGAAGGAAGGAGGCCUGAGGAGUGCCCAGUGUCUCCACCUCCCCUGGCAGAAGGACGUCAAGAAGCGGUGGUGGUGGUUGUGGUGGGUCAGUCCUACAGCCACAGCUGUGCAGAGCCCCAUGCUGUGUGCAUUGCUCUGUACAGCUGUGGCUCCUGGGGAGCCCAGCCUGGAGCAGAGGUUGGUUUGUGAGAAGCCUUAGAGGGUAACACAAAACACUCUCUCUAAACUUUAAAGGUUUCCCUCCCCUUUUCCAUCCGUUUGUCUUUACUUCAGCCUCAUAGUGGAGAGCAGCAGAAGUGGCUGUUGCUCUCCUGAGGAAGUUCAAGCUAUGAGGUUGUGAAACUUCCAGAGUAUUGUUUGUUCAUUGCACAGCUGUUCAAAAUGUUUAAUAAAGCUUUAUAAACUUUGGUC
Pezoporus flaviventris is the source of this 1851-nucleotide messenger RNA. RefSeq names its product BLCAP apoptosis inducing factor (gene BLCAP). The transcript is spliced from 2 exons. The coding region runs from base 247 to 510 and encodes 87 amino acids. The record is from RefSeq and is a predicted model, not a curated record. Lineage: Eukaryota; Metazoa; Chordata; Aves; Psittaciformes; Psittacidae.